This is a messenger RNA of Amphibalanus amphitrite, 3209 nucleotides long. RefSeq lists its product as uncharacterized. The record is from RefSeq and is a predicted model, not a curated record. Gene Ontology annotation, biological process: mRNA splicing, via spliceosome. The transcript has 2 exons. NCBI's taxonomy places the organism in Eukaryota, Metazoa, Arthropoda, Thecostraca, Balanomorpha, Balanidae. Gene Ontology annotation, cellular component: U12-type spliceosomal complex. The coding region runs from base 471 to 1283 and encodes 270 amino acids.
AAAAUACGUCAAAAACAUCGUAUAUAAAAACUAACCACCUGCACUAUAAAGCUGCGCUUUGACUUACAUGCGCCACUUUCGAGCCACUUUGAAUUUCGGCUGACGUGCUGCUGCCUUCUCCCAGCAGCCGAAAAGCCGGCUGUCAGCAGAGGUAUGACGUCACAGCGCGGGAAGGCGUGAUACGUCAUCAAUAUCUCAACCAAUCAGGGGCUUGGAUCUCAGCUGACAACAGCACAGCAGCCGAUUCCGACCAGGCCUAUGAUGUUGAAGUCAUGGUCCUUGGAUUUUGACAGAGGGCAUCAACUUGCACUGCAUGAGAGAGCAGCAGUGCAGCUCAAGACCACUCCUGCAACCGAGGAUUGACAGGCAUUGCUACGCGACCUGGGAGUAGCAGACCACAUUCUGCCUCGGUCCACUCAGCCACAGAAGAUACUGAGUGUUCUGCUGAAAGCCAGUAAGGGAGAGCUGUCAUGGAUGCAUGUGGUGAAGAGGCGGGGAGACGUGCCAAGUGUGAUGCUGUGGGAGGCACAAUGUCGCCCGAUGACUCCGCUCCGUCAGAGGCUGACGGAUCCCGCGCGGUGGAUGGGCAGAGAACUGACCGGAAAGCGACUGCGGCCGUCCAGCUCCACUCAUUGGUCCCAGCCAGUGACUCGGACCAUGUGUCAGUGACUGAGUCUCGUCUGCUGCCGCCACAGCACAGUGCGGUAGUGGAGGAGCGAACGGACGCGCCGCCAGAACAGUCUCCGGAGCUACCGGCUGGCGUCACCGUCAAAUCGGAGCGAUCAUCGGACGGCGGCGGCGGAGCGCCCGACCCGGAAUCGGAGGACCAGCUGACGCACAUGGAGCUGGGGACCGUGUUCCGGGACACGCUGACUGGGCUACUGGCAGAGGACCCGUUGCUGAACGACCUGCCGGCCGUGCUGACGCCCGCCGAGCUGCGCUCGCUGACCGCUCUGGAGCGCGGCACGGCCAUGGGGGUGCUGGUGAACCGCGGCCAGCGGCUGACGCGGGUCAUCGUGCAGCGCACCGCCACCGUGCGCGACCUGAAGAUGGCGCUGCGCAGCGCCGUGGAGCUCGAGCUGGCGCGCCGCGGCGGCCGGCGGCGCGCCAUCAGCUGGCGGUACGUGUGGCGCGCCAACUGGCUCUCGUUCGGCGGCCAGCGGCUGAAGGACGAUAACGCCCGACUGGAGGAGCUUGGUAUAGGUAACCGGGCCGAGGUCCGGUUCGUGAAGAGGAUCCGCGCCAAGCGAGGACAGCGCGACAAGAAGGGCGGCCAGGUGUGAUCGGAUACACUCAGGGUGAGUGACCGAGGAGGAACCGGUUGGGAUGGCCUAUUUGAAUAUCUGUGUUGUGUUUCUUGCCAGUGCAUUGUGGCGUAGGCGUUGAUUGCUAUUAUCAGUGUCAUAUUUUGAGGAUCUACAUUGUUUUGAUUAUUACCAAAAGUGAAACAUCGUCUGUGUCAAUAUGGCGGAGCUUGCCUCGAGGUAAAACCUAACAAUGUCAUGUCAUCAGUUUUUUAAGUGACUACUUUAAAGCGUGUUUUCUAUGUUUGUGACAAAACUUUUAUUUAGUAUUUUAGUGUAAAGUAAAGUAACUAUCCCUGAACAUUUCUUGAUGCACAUGCAUUUUGUGUUCUGAAGAAGCGUUAUCUACUGGCAUUUGUCGUUUUUAUGUUCGAAUCAUCUUUGGCAGUACUUCAUUUAUUAUGACGUCAUGGGUGGUGGGCGGUGGCCCGACUUCACGAUAAACAAUCCUCCAAGCGAUUGAGCGCUACCAAGAAUCAGCUAACCGCACCCUCCCCCAACGACUGUUUAUUUGCAUGAACCUCAGGGGAUUCCCCGGUUUCGCUUUAGACAAACGGCCAUUGGUUAAGACUUGUUGGAUGAGCAAGUGGAAAUAAACACCCUGAGUGCUUGUUUCCGUUCGUGCUGCUCUGGUCGUUUGUAUUCGUCGCUACCCGCUGCCCCAGGCGUGCUGCAGGACCACCAUGUCUGCCAUAUAAAGUCCGCUGCGGCCGGUGUGAGUCAGUGUUGGGUCGGACGCCGCCGGGAGACUCACUGUUCCCUCGCUGCCGCCGCCGCGUGGGCCUCCACUGCCGCCGGAUCACCGUCAUGCUGCCGGUCUGUCUGCUGGUCUACUGCUGCCUGGCCACGGCUCGCUUCGGCUGGGCCAAACCAUCACCAGGCGACGAGAGUGAGGACCGGGUGCGAAAGUUCAUCGCCAAGAAUUGGAGCGCUAGCCGACCGGCGCGGAUGCCGAAUGACGUGGUGAACGUGACGGUCAGCAUAUCAGACGUGUUUCUAGAUUUUGAUCUAGAUGAUGGUGAUGCGGUGUGCAAACUGACAUCCUGGUUUCGACUGGUAUGGCGCGACUAUCGACUCGACUGGUCCGAUCAGCCGCUAAUGAACGACACCACUGCUGUCAAGAUCAGGCACAGCUUUAAGUGGGCUCCCACCAUUCACUUUGUCGGAGUUGAUGUGACCAGGAAGUCCCGCAGUAUGAUGUCGGAACUCGGCCAAGCCGUUGUGAAUCGGACAGGAACCGUGAUGAUGGUGGUACCGGCUCAAUUGUCUGUGCCUGUUCAGUACUUUGGAGCCCAUUCCGAACGCAAGUGCAUUUUUACCCUGACUUCGAUGCUCACAAACCUGGAUUUCAUUGAUCUUUGGACAAGACAGUCAAGAUUUGAUGUGGCUUCUGUUGGAUCCCUAGUCACAGAAGCGUCGAUUGAACGGAAAGAGAUUACUCGUGAAUGCUGUUCAAGGCCCUUUGCUGCGCUAGAAUACACUAUCGCUCUUUAGCUUUCCAAACGAUACUCCGCUCGUUACGCCAUGUGACAGUGUUUAAUGAUCGAAAGUUCAUGUGAAGACUGUCAACUGGAACGCGACCUAACAAGGUGCAAUGACCGAUAUCCUGGUCUCUGAGUGGUUAGCGCAAUGUGGCAUGUUUUGUUCUCGGAAGCUACCGCCAUGAACAUGUUAAAAACACGUGCCGUCGGCUUUGCUACGCCGUUCGCCACAUUACUGUGCUUGUAGCUGGUGUUGAGAUGCUGGUUAAGCAGUUUUGGGAGUUGGACCGAUCGCUGUGUCCCGCUUCGAGCCUUUUCUGGUUAGAUGCUUCUUUUGUUUGCUGUACUUGUCUAAGGCUACCAUUGCCACGCGCUCUGCUGUCGAUGUUUUUAAAUGCUUGCAAUAUACUCAACGGUCGGGGUA